AUGAUUGUAUUAAGCUGGAACUGCUGGGGUCUAGGUAACCCGAGUGUAGUUCCGAAUCUUAAAUACCUCAUCCGAAGAUAUAAACCGGAUGUAUUAUUUAUGUUUGAAACAAUAAGCUAUUCUAAUAAAGUUGAAGUUUUACGCUAUUCUUUGGGAUUUGAUUGUUGUUUUUCGGUUAAUCGUAUUGGUAGAAGUGGUGGCAUGGCUGUAUUUUGGAAAGAGCAUAAAAAAUGUUCUGUUCAGAAUUAUUCGAACAAUCAUAUUGACAUGUUAGUGGAAGAUUCCAUUCAUGGCAACUGGAGACUUACUAGCUUUUAUGGUUUUCCCGAGAAUUCUCGGAGAAGGGACUCGUGGAACCUUAUUCGCAACCUCUCUGAUAGUUCUAAUCUGCCUUGGUGCAUCAUCGGAGAUUUCAACGACAUUCUUUCCUGCAAUGAGAAAAAGGGCAGCAUUGAAAGACCAAAUUGGUUGAUCUCAGGUUUCCGACAAGCUGUUCAGGAUGCUGGGCUGAUAGACAUUCCUUUAGAAGGGUACCCAUUCACAUGGUUCAAAAGCCUGGGUACUGCCAGGGCAGUGGAAGAACGACUUGACAGAGCUAUGACUAAUACGAAUUGGAGCACCUUGUUUCCGAACGCGAAUCUGGAGUGCUUAACAGCAGCCUAUUCGGAUCACUAUCCGAUUCUUCUCAGCUGCUUCAAUGAUACGGUGCAUCAGAAUGUUAGGAAAAGUUUCAAGUUCGAAAAUGCUUGGCUUACGGAACCGGGAUUCAAAGAUUUUUUGCGUGAGAAAUGGCUUAACUGUGAACAUGACGAGAUUACUAAAAAGAUAGAAGUUUGCUGA
This is a messenger RNA of Vicia villosa (hairy vetch), 840 nucleotides long. RefSeq lists its product as uncharacterized. The transcript has a single exon. The record is from RefSeq and is a predicted model, not a curated record. Gene Ontology annotation, molecular function: catalytic activity. Lineage: Eukaryota; Viridiplantae; Streptophyta; Magnoliopsida; Fabales; Fabaceae. The coding region runs from base 1 to 840 and encodes 279 amino acids.